Diuraphis noxia (Russian wheat aphid) is the source of this 882-nucleotide messenger RNA. RefSeq names its product myosin-2 essential light chain-like. The record is from RefSeq and is a predicted model, not a curated record. NCBI's taxonomy places the organism in Eukaryota, Metazoa, Arthropoda, Insecta, Hemiptera, Aphididae. Gene Ontology annotation, molecular function: myosin heavy chain binding; calcium ion binding. Gene Ontology annotation, cellular component: myosin II complex.
UAUAAUCAAUAAUCAUUAAUCAACGAUAUUCCGUCUUCUUUGUUUAAUUUUUUAUAUUUAUAGUACUUAUAGUAAGGCUCUCUUAUAGCUCUCUAGUAGUGACAGUAGUGGUCUCAAAUUUCUAUUUACCUACUCAUUUAUAAACGUAUUCAUUUAGAAAUUCAGAAUCUAAAAGUGAUAAUAAAUCAUUUUCAAAAAACUAAUUUAAUUUUAAACGCAAAUCAAACUUUCAUUAUGAGCAAAUCGAUUUAUGAUUCAGAAGAUCAAUUAGCAGAAAUGGAAGAAGCAUUUCAAUUGUUUGAUAAUAGAGGUGACAAUAAAAUACACAUAUCACAUAUAGGUAAUGCUCUUCGUGCAUUAGGUCAAAAUCCUACAGAGUCAGAUGUAAAGAAGUUUACACAACAGCAUAAAACUGAUGAACGCAUUCCAUUUGAUGUAUUUUUUCCUAUUUAUCAAGCUAUAUCUAAAAAUCGUUCCUCAAAUACUGCUGAUGAUUUUAAUGAAGGUUUACGGCAUUUCGACAAAGAUGGAAAUGGAUAUAUAUCAUCUGCAGAAUUACGCCACCUACUUACUACACUUGGAGAAAAACUUACUGAUGAAGAAGUUGAACAGUUAUUAGCUGGACAAGAAGAUUCUUUAGGAAACAUAAAUUAUGAGGAAUUUGUGCGUUCUGUUACAUCGGGUUAAAUGGUUUAUCAUUUUUUACUAUUUAUAUUUUUCUAUUAUUUAAUUUAAUGUUGUAUUUAGGUAAAAAUAAUCAUUAAUCAUUAUAAACACAUUUUAAAUUCAUACUUUUUUAUUAUUUUGUCACCAGUAUACUAGGGAAAUAGUAGCAAUUAUUUGUAUGUAUAGAAUCUAAUAAAAUCAUUUGAUUUAAGUUUA